Molecule: messenger RNA, 3115 nt
Organism: Cercocebus atys (sooty mangabey)
Lineage: Eukaryota; Metazoa; Chordata; Mammalia; Primates; Cercopithecidae
Gene: FAS
Product: Fas cell surface death receptor
Exons: 9
Coding region: 811-1806 (331 amino acids)
Biological process (GO): regulation of stress-activated MAPK cascade; activation-induced cell death of T cells; extrinsic apoptotic signaling pathway in absence of ligand
Cellular component (GO): membrane raft; external side of plasma membrane; CD95 death-inducing signaling complex
Molecular function (GO): protein binding; tumor necrosis factor receptor activity
Source: RefSeq, a predicted model, not a curated record
AUGUUUAAUAUAGCUGGGGCUGUGCAAUCUGCCUUAAGUUGUUAGCUUUGUUUUCCUCUUGAGAAAUAAAAAGGGGCCUUCCCUUUUCAGAGCCCUAUGGCGCAAUAUCUGUACUUUUUCAUAUGGCGACCUGUCCAUUGCAGGAACGUCUGUGAGCCUCUGUUGCAGCCACAACAUGGACAGCUCAGUCAAAUGCCCCGCAAGUCUUCCUCUGACUGACUCCAGCUAUUAGCCAAGGUUGUGCACCCAGGCAGGACCUGUGCACUCUGAGCUCCUGUCUCCUUCAAGACGUCCUCAACUUCCCAGGUUGAACUGCAGCGGAAGUCUUUAGAAAGGUCAGCAGGCAGGCUCUCGAGGUCCUCACCUGAAGUGAGCUUGCCAGCCACUGCAGGAACGCCCCGGGACGGGGAAUGCCCAUUUGUGCAACAAACCCUGACUCCUUCCUCACCCUGACUUCUCCCCCUCCCCAUCCGCGCGCAGGCCAAGUUGCUGAAUCAAUGGAGCCCUCCCCAACCCGGGCGUUCCCCAGCGAGGCUUCCUUCCCAUCCUCCUGACCACGGGGGCUUUUCGUGAGCUCGUCUCUGAUCUCGCGCAAGAGUGACACACAGGUGUUCAAAGACGCUUCUGGGGAGUGAGGGAAGCGGUUUACGAGUGACUUGGCUGGAGCGCCAGGGGCGGGCACUGGCACGGAACACACCCUGAGGCCAGCCCUGGCUGCCCAGGCGGAGCUGCCGCUUCUCCCGCGGUUGGUGGACCCGCUCAGCGCGGAACUGGGGAGGCUCUUUCACUUCGGAGGAUUGCUCAACAACCAUGCUGGGCACCUGGACCCUCCUACCUCUGGUUCUUACCUCUGUUGUUAGAUUAUUGUCCAAAUGUGUUAAUGCCCAAGUGACUGAUAUCAACUCCAAGGGAUUUGAAUUGAGGAAGAUCGUUACUACAAUUGAGACUCAGAACUUGGAAGGCCUGCAUCAUGAGGGCCAAUUCUGCCGUAACCCCUGUCCUCCAGGCGAAAGGAAAGCUAGGGACUGCACAGUCAAUGAGGAUGAACCAGACUGCGUGCCCUGCCAAGAAGGGAAGGAGUACACAGACAAAGGCCAUUUUUCUUCCAAAUGCAGAAGAUGUAGAUUGUGUGAUGAAGGACAUGGCUUAGAAGUGGAAAUAAACUGCACCCGGACCCAGAAUACCAAGUGCAGAUGUAAACCAAACUUUUUUUGUAACUCUGCUGUAUGUGAACACUGUGACCCUUGCACCAAGUGUAAACAUGGAAUCAUCGAGGAAUGCACACUCACCAGCAACACCAAGUGCAAAGAGGAAGAUUCCAGAUCUGAUUUGCUGUGGUUAUGUCUUCUUCUUCUCCUAAUUCCACCAAUUGUUUAUGUGGUGAUAAAGAAAGCAUGCAGAAAGCACAGAAAGGAAAACCAAGGUCCUCAUGAAUCUACAACCUUAAAUCCUGAAACAGCAAUAAAUUUAUCUGAUGUUGACUUGAGUAAAUAUAUCACCACUAUCGCUGGAGGCAUGACACUAAGUCAAGUUAGAGACUUUGUUCGAAAGAAUGGUGUCAGUGAAGCCAAAAUAGAUGAGAUCAAGAAUGACAAUGUCCAAGACACAGCAGAACAAAAAGUUCAACUGCUUCGUAAUUGGUAUCAACUUCAUGGAAAGAAAGAUGCAUGUGAUACAUUGAUUAAAGGUCUAAAAACAGCCGAUCUUUGUACUCUUGCAGAGAAAAUUCACGCUGUCAUCCUCAAGGACAUUACUAGUGACACAGAAAAUUCGAACUUCGGAAAUGAAGUCCAAAACUUGGUCUAGAGCAAAAAACAACAAAUUCAGUUCUGAGUAUAUGCAAUUAGUGUUUGAAAAGAUUCUUAAUAGCUGGCUGUAAAUACUGCUUGGUUUCUUACUGGGUACAUUUUAUCAUUUAUUAGCUCUGAAGAGCCAACAUAUUUAUAGAUUUUUAAUAUCUCAUGAUUCUGCCUCCAAGGAUAUUUAAAAUCUAGUUGGGAAGACAAAUGUCAUCAAGAGUAAAUGCAGUGGCAUGCUAACUACCUAAAUAGGAGUAUAUGCAGAGGACGAAAGAUUAAGAUUAUCUUCUGGUAUCUAACAUAUGAUUCUGUAGUAUGAAUGUAAUCAGUGUAUAUUAGUACAAAUGUCUAUCCACAGGCUAACCCCAUUCCAUGAAUCAACAGAAGCAGCUAUGACCUUCUGUUGGAAUGUCAGUUACUGAACAGGCCACUUUGCCUCUAAAUUACCUCUGAUCAUUCUAGAGAUUUUACCAUAUUUCUAAACUUUGUUUACAACUCUGAGAGGAUCAUAUUUAUGUAAAGUAUAUGUAUUCAAAUGAAGAAUUUAAAUAAGGCUCUACCUCAAAGAAUUUUGCACAGAUUAAUCAUAUCAUAGAAUACAAUAUUUCAAUUGUGAAUUCACAUAGAAAACAUUAAAUUAUAAUGUUUUACUAUUAUGUAUGUGUAUGUCUUUUACCGGCUCAAAACCACCUACUUCUUUCUCAGGUGUCAAAAGCAUUUUGAGCAGGAGAGUAUUGCUAGAGCUUUGCCACCUCUCCAUUUUCUCCUUGGUGCUCAUCUUAAUGGCCCAAUGUACCUCCAAACAUGGAAGUAUCAUCAAAAAAUUACUUAAUCCACCAAAAGGCAAGACUACCCUUAGAAAUUCUAGCCUGGUUUGGAGAUACUAACUGCUCUCAGAGAAAGUAGCUUUGUGACAUGUCAUGAACCCAUGUCUGCAAUCAAAGAUGAUAAAGCAGAUUCUUAUUUUUCCCCCACUCCCCAAAAUGUUCAAUAAUGUCCUAUGUAAAACUUGCUACAAAUGGCAGCUUAUACAUAGCAAUGGUAAAAUCAUUAUCUGGAUUUAGGAAUUGCUCUUGUCAUGCCCUGUAGGUUCUUAGAUUUAAAAGCCUUCUCAUUGCUGCUGCUAUCCUACAUUUAAAUACCUUUGAAAGUUUGUAUUAAAUGUGAAUUUUAAGAAAUAAUAUUUAUAUUUCUAUAAAUGUAAACUGUGAAGAGAGUUAAAAACUGAAGCAGAUGCCUAGAACCACCUAAAGAACUUCCAUUUAUAGAGGAUUUUUUGCCCCUUGUGUUUGGAAUUAUAAAAUAUAGGUAAAAUU